AAACCACAGUGUGAACAUAUCCCUCCCUCUGUCUUUCUCUCUCUCUCUGCCAUCUUGCAGGUAAAGUUGCCAGGGGUCCUGGGCUGAGAAAGUGGCCAGACCCUCCCACAGUGGGAUGUUUUCUCUGCUGCACUCUGGGCUGGUUUCUAUUCAAAUGUGGGUCAGGGGUGAGGAAGCCUAACGUCAUAAGCUUGCAACAUGGCGUCCCGAAGGCUGUGAGAUGUGCAAGAGGAUGGUAAAGAACGCUUGAGAACGAUACUACCGAUGUAAUAAGCUUCAGGUGGUGCUCGUGUAGGAAGAGAGAGAGAAGGAAAGAAGGAAGGUGGAAAUGGAACUGCCAAAUCAUGCCAAACAACUGCUGCUGCAACUAAACCAGCAGAGAGCCAAGGGCUUCCUGUGUGAUGUUAUCAUCGUGGUGGAGAAUGCACUCUUCCGUGCCCACAAGAACAUCCUGGCUGCAAGCAGCAUCUACUUCAAAUCUUUGGUCCUCCACGAUAACCUCAUUAACCUUGACACAGAGAUGGUUAACCCCUCUGUAUUUAGACAAGUUCUGGACUUCAUCUACACUGGGAAGCUCCUGUCCUCGUCAGACCAGAGCAGUGAGCGGAACUUCAGUGCCCUCUUAACCGCAGCCAGCUACCUCCAGCUCCAUGACCUCGCUGCUCUGUGCAGGAAGAAGCUCAAGCGCAGUGGUGGAAAAGCCCUGCCAGGUAAACCCUCCACUCCAGGUCCCCUCAGCCGCUUACGCCUCAACAACCAGCGCCUUUCCACUUCUACCCCUGCUGGCCCCAAAAACCACUAUCCUCCGACCCCCUCCGAUGCCGACCAGCCACAGCCAGAUGAAGGCCUUCGGGACAAGCUCUCAGACGAUGAAAUGUUUGUUGGCAGCUCUGGGAGGAAUGGGAAUGGAGGGAAUGGCAGCAGUAACGGUAAUCUCAGCAGUGGAGGAAGUGCUGGGGAACCAGAUCUUGGACUAGACCUGUCCAAGAAGAGCCCUCCCUCUGUGGGCACAGCCACGGAUGCCCUCAGCCCACACAGCAACUCCCAAGAGUCCCCUCAAUCUGCCUCAGUAUCCACAACCAACAGUGCCUCACUGGAUGACUCCUCUACCACCCUGCCAGGUGUGGACACCUGUGGCUCUGAAACCAUGGAGCUCAACUCCUCUUCUAAAGCCCCAGAGGAAACCCAAAACCAGCCUGAUGGCCCCCCGCCCCAGAAGAAAUCCCGGCAGGGUGCUCGCAAGAACGAAUGGCCCAAGAAAGAGGCGUCAGGGUUGAAGUCUGAAGAUCAUGACCGGUCCCUGGUUAAUGGGGUGAUUGUGGGACCUAAAGAUGGCCGCUCCUCUGACCAGUCCUUCCAGUGCAAAGAUGAGGAAGAAGGGGGAGAGAAUGGCCAGGACCACACUGAUGAGAGUGGGCAAAGUGACGGUGAGAGUGCAGGAGGUGGAGGAGGAACAGGAGGGGGACACCACAGCGCCAACUACGUGUACCGGCAGGAAGGUUUUGAGCCAGCAUUUGGAGACAACCUCUAUGUGUGCAUUCCCUGUGGUAAGGGUUUCCCCAGUUCUGAGCAGCUCAAUGCUCAUGUGGAGACACACAAUGAGGAUGAGCUCUACAUCAAAGAGGAGGGAGGGACCUUUGUGAAAGAGGAAGAUGAGGAGGAGGCAGAGGACCUCUCUGCCCCCGUGGGUCCCUCCAGCUUUGGCUCUGAAACGCGUCCGUUCAAGUGUACAGUCUGCAGUAAGAGCUACAAAGACCCGGCAACUCUGAGACAACAUGAAAAGAGCCAUUGGCUGACCAGGCCUUUCCCCUGCAACAUCUGUGGCAAAAUGUUCACCCAGAGGGGCACCAUGACACGCCACAUGCGCAGCCACCUUGGCCUCAAGCCGUUUGCAUGUGAAGAGUGUGGCAUGCGCUUCACACGCCAGUACCGUCUGACAGAGCACAUGCGUGUUCACUCUGGAGAGAAGCCGUAUGAAUGCCAGCUAUGCGGGGGGAAGUUUACCCAGCAGCGCAACCUCAUCAGUCACCUGAGAAUGCACACCUCACCCACUUAGAAAUGCAUCAAGCCAAAGAACUCUGGGAAUAGAAAAAAAAAUACAUUUCUCUACCUUUCCAUCUCAACAGCAAAGAUACGCACAUGUACACAUUCACAUGCAGACACUCACAGUUCCUCAUACUAAUUCCAGUUUACGACGCCCUGGCUAAGCGAAUGAUGUAGCUGUUGGCCACAGUGGGCUCUUGGUGACGGUGGGAACUUGUUGAUGCAAGGAUCAUGUCAUCAUUUAUAUCAAGUGACGUCUGCUCACCUCUCAGGAGUUCUAGAGGGACAAUUACUCCUGUCUCUCUCCAAAGUCACAAAGCCAUGGUAGAGUGGCAUGACUUCUGGUCUGCAUUGCAAGUCUGUAAAUUGUGAAUGUGGUACUAAUAUAACCUCACCGCAUACCCCUCAGCAGCCUUUCUCUCUUCUACUUUGAGCAUUGAGUCUUUGUGUUUUUCAGAUUGAUCAUCAAACUGAUAAACUUAAGAGUCCCCUCUGUACUCCAGUGCUAUUUUGACCAAAAACCCAUGCAAACAAUACUGGCAAUAAUUCAGCAAAAAGAUUAUUUUUACCCUGACAGCUUUAUAUACUUUGCUAUAUUGGUGAUGGGGAUCUGUAUGUAAGAGGAGGGGUAACUGGGUUUGGGACCAUCUCCAAGCUUUAACUAAAAGUCCUGAAAGAAAUGGUGGGAUGACAUUGGAUUAAGUUUUAGUUUUACAGACCACAAAUACGCAAAGUCCUCUCUACAGCUGUUCACAGUCAAUUUAGAGAGGAUUUUCUUUGUUUUUGGUUUUGCCUGCUAGUGCUCCCAGGAGUGAAUCCUGGUUGGAAAGAUUAACCCCUUUUGAGGUACUUGAUUUACUUAAAGAACUUGUAAUGUUUCAGUGAAUGUUUAAACUGGAAAGUCUUGGGAUUUUUCUUGUGGA
This is a messenger RNA of Perca fluviatilis (European perch), 2966 nucleotides long. It is a transcript of the gene hic2, whose product is annotated as hypermethylated in cancer 2. Gene Ontology annotation, molecular function: RNA polymerase II cis-regulatory region sequence-specific DNA binding; protein binding; DNA-binding transcription factor activity, RNA polymerase II-specific. The coding region runs from base 329 to 2056 and encodes 575 amino acids. Gene Ontology annotation, cellular component: nucleus. The record is from RefSeq and is a predicted model, not a curated record. The transcript has 2 exons. Gene Ontology annotation, biological process: regulation of transcription by RNA polymerase II. NCBI's taxonomy places the organism in Eukaryota, Metazoa, Chordata, Actinopteri, Perciformes, Percidae.